AAUCCGUGAGAAGAUUUGGAACCGCCAUAUUAAUGGUUCCAAAAGCGGAAGGGACGGGGGAGACCUAUAAAUACGGAUCAGCUGUCUUUCGAGUAUUCCUCUUUCUUUGACACGAACAGCCAUCAGUAACCACCCACACACCAUGCAUAAAAUGCACUGUCUCACCAAGAUCAUUUCCCUUGUUGGCCUCCUUGUCGUUGCUGUACACGCCCAGGAGAGCACCACUGCUGCAGUGGGAACUAGUACCCAAAUUUCCACUGGAACCACUGUCUCGUCCGCUGCCGUACCCACAGACACGAGUACCAUCCCUGCCUGUGUUCUGAGCUGCUCUGAGCAAGCAGCUUCUGCGAACGGAUGCACCCUGACCGACCUCACGUGUAUCUGCACCAACACAGCGUUCCAGGCUAGUGCCGCUUCGUGUUUGCAGACAACCUGCACGGCCGCAGACCAGGCGGCGGCUGCGGCUCUCCAGCAAUCUGAAUGUGCUGCUGUUAGCGCACCUGGAAGCGCACCUGGAAGCGCAUCUGAAAGUGCAUCUGAAAGCGCAUCUAGAAGCGCAUCUGGAAGUGCAUCCCGCACGGUCUCCGCAAGCACAUCUGCUUUCACUGCGUCCUCGGGCUCCAUAACUGCCGUCUCUGGGGUCACCUCUCGAUCAACAACUGGCUCAGGCACUAGCAGUAGCUCGGGCACCAGCAGUGGCUCGGGCACCAGCAGUCGCGCAAGUAGCACUUCGCCUUCUUCUAGUUCCGCAUCAAGGAGUGCAUCUGCAUCUACUGCAACCUCCUCUAAUGCCGCCGUAGGUCAAGUCGCAACGCUGGGUUACAGCAAGGUUAUGGCUGGAUUGGUUGUAAUCGCAGGCGCUCUGGUCGGUGGAAGUAUUUUGUAGGAGUUCAUUCGCGGUUAUUAUUAGUUGAUAUUUUACGGAGCCGGACCAUCUUGUUUACUUGAAGUAC
Guyanagaster necrorhizus is the source of this 953-nucleotide messenger RNA. RefSeq lists its product as uncharacterized. Bases 143 to 886 code for a protein of 247 amino acids. The record is from RefSeq and is a predicted model, not a curated record. The transcript is spliced from 3 exons. Lineage: Eukaryota; Fungi; Basidiomycota; Agaricomycetes; Agaricales; Physalacriaceae.